UAUGAAUCGGCCAGAGUGGCUAGCGGUUCAGUUGAUGGUUUUCCAACCAGCGAACAGGUUAUCCCUCUAUUCGUCAAGCAUAAUGCAGUUGCAGAUGGAGUUCUCGCCCAGCUACGGCUACGAGGCAUUCAAGAGAUCCCCGCAGGAUCAGGCAGCAACCAAGUAAGAUGGAUAUCCAAGGUUUUUGGGGAAAAACUGCUCCCGAAGCUCAUCCAUUUGUCUUGCAGCCAGGUGGACCCGGACGACUCGUGCUUCCAGCGAGGAUCCUAUAUCGAACUGUCCUCUGGCGCCAUUCGUCGCGUGGAGGACAUUCGCACGGAAGACUUCAUACAAUCGGCGAUGCGCAACCAGCGCUUUGAGCUGCGUGAGGCAACGGUGGUAAGGAUCGAUCACGGCACCAACGGAGGAGGCGACCAUGUGACCAUCACCUUCAGCUACGACACCCAGCACGCCAAGGUAAACCUGGAGGUGGCGCCGGCCCAUCCCCUGUUUGUUUACGGCCAAGGCUGGGCUUCGUGCAAUCCGCAAGCGUCGCUGCAGCUGUACGAGCUCAGGUGUCAGCAAUUGCAGGUCGGCGACAUCUGCCUGUCGCUGGUUCCCCGCCAGCCCCCUGUGGCUCCGGUGGCUCCACCCACUCCUGCUUUGUCUCAGGUCCCAGCCACAGCUCCAGUUACAGCGAAUGAUUAUCCAGUUGGGGCAUCGUCCCCGCCGCAUGGUGCGUACCCUGUGCCGCCUCACCGGAAUCCUUACCAGAUGUACGCUCAGAUGGCAAACUUUGUGGCUGCCUACACCCAGCACAUAAUUGCCGAAAAGAUGAGGCAGAGAUCCGAGGAACAAAAUAGAAGUGACUUCGGAGCGGAGUUUUAUUAUAAUUAAUAUUCAUUUAAGAAAACUCUGAA
Messenger RNA from Drosophila bipectinata, 899 nucleotides. The record is from RefSeq and is a predicted model, not a curated record. NCBI's taxonomy places the organism in Eukaryota, Metazoa, Arthropoda, Insecta, Diptera, Drosophilidae.